ACCUGACACCAUCAUCAGUAAUAUCUUGGUUGCUAGUGUAGUACGCAUCUCAUCACCAUCACCUCGUGGCUUAGCUACCAGUCUCACCAUUACUUGACGUAUUUUUCACCACAAAGACAAACUGGGGCAUUUGUCAAGUUGACAACGUGUUUUGAAUCGUUGAGACCUGACGAAUAUCGGUGCGAUUUAAAAGACGCUUCUCCCAGGAUUACAAAAAACCUAGACACAAUCAUCUCCCUUCAAAUACUGAAAUCUGACGAUACAUCUCUUCCCUAGUACUAAAUUCUUACGACACAUCUCUCCAAAUACUAAAAUCUGACGACACAUCUCUUCUACAAUACUAAAAUAUAACGACACAUCUCAACAUUAAAAUCUGACGACACAUAUCCCUCCUAAUACUAAUAUCUGAAACAUCCCAUCAUAACUACGAACUAAGUACUGUACAGUACUUAUCUCCCGACUUCACCAUGACUUACUAACGCAUGCCUCAGCAUCACCGGGUCCUGACGACACAUCUCAGCAUUACUCGGUCACACUCGAAAGCCGGGAAUAGCGCACAGUGUCCGUCACCAGUAACGAUGACGAGGUACACGGUGGUAGUGUUGUGGGCUGUCAUGCUCCUGGUCGACACGGCUCACACACGUAAAACAUCAAUGCUAAAGUAGUAGAAACCUCACGUCCAGGCUUCAGGGCUGGCAAGAUGUUCUCUCAAAACUCUAGCAACAUGAGAAGAAGCUACAGCAAAACUUCACAAAGAUUACAGCUGAGUAACCUCACGAAGGUGACGGAGCACCUCACUGCUGAGAAGCAGCAUUUCCUGGCCAAGGGUCACUUAGCACCAGACUCGGACUUUGUGCUGGAGCCAGAGCAAGAUGCCACUUACUACUACUCCAACGUCGUUCCUCAGUGGCAAUCAGUCAACAAUGGUAACUGGAAGAGGUUGGAAUAUGCUGUGCGGGAGUUGGCUGAGAGUCGUGGUGUUACACUGGAUGUGUGGACAGGUACACAUGGGUUGCUGGAGCUGCCCAAUCAGCACAGUGAACCUAUCAAGGUUUUCCUUGGCGUUUCUUCUGGGAGGGAGGUGUUACCCAUCCCUGCUCUCAUGUGGAAGGUGAUCCACGACCCCACCACACACACUGCUGUGGCCAUAGUCGAAGUGAAUGAUGUCAGAGGUAAGGGAACUUCUGACUCUUGGAGCCUACUUGAACCUCCUUGCCCUGAUGUAUGCCAUCAGCUACCAUGGAUUGAUUGGGACACUUCUAACUUUAGAUAUGGUAGGACUUUCUGCUGUAGUGUGGAUUCCCUUAAAACAACCAUUGCUGAACUCCCAUCACUUGGUUAUGUCAGUCUUCUUCAACAAUAGUUACUUGGGCUGAAAAGCAGUGGCAUAUAUUGCUACUGCCCUCAACUCUCUGAACCCAAUGAAACCAGUUCACGAGGACAUAAGUACUGUACUUAGAAACUAAUUCAAGCCCAUAGUCAUGGGGGUAAGCCUGCAACAGAACAGAUUUCUGCCAGAGUAAUGUAAUAAUAUUGGCCAAAAAAUAAGUCCUACAGAUGGCCUCAAAAAGUUUCUGAAAUUGGCCUAAUUUCAAAAUUUUCUCUGGGGGCUAUGCUCACUCCUUGCUUACUCUGCUUCAAGUCUUGCCCCCAUUGACCCUUUCCACAAACUUAUAUAGUACACCACUGCUGAGUAGUGCUAAUGCUCAUCUUAGUGUUAAAUGUUACCACUUCCUAUUAUACAUUAUAUUUAAUCUUUCUUGUCAAGGCUGAGUAGAGGGAUGCAAAUUUGUCUGUAAGCUUGUAAGGUUAACACAUCCACCAGCUUUUGAAGGAAAUUCACACCACUUGGUACAAAUGGUAUAUGUGCAUAUGCUAAAAUAAUUCUGCUGUGACAAAUCUGUAUGUGUCCAGCCCACUGUUGUUCCUCUGUCUGCCCCAACUGAGGGAAUAUAGUUUGUGUAAUCAACUCAUGCAAUUUUCAGUGGAUUGAACUAAAACUUUGCUUAUUUGUUAUAUGGAUAUUGUAGAUAGAUAAUAAUUCUCAGAAGUUACCACAAUUAGAACUUCAUUUUUUCAUCAGCAGUGCCAAGUGCAGUAAUUAUUUUCUGGUGUCAGUUUCACUUACAGUUGUCAACGACUCGUGCCAUUUUGACUUUCAUAGUUUAAUUUUUACAAUAGUUGCCAUGUUUUAAAUUUUGAAUUGUGGCAUCACUUAUUAGUUGUGAUAAGUGUGCCUUGCCUGUUACUGUACAGUAUUUGGAUAUUUUGUGAAAGAUUCAAACUAGUGGUGUGAUUAUACUAUACGUACAGGUGUUGACCGCUAUACGAUGGAUCCAAAUACAUACUGUACUGUACGGUCGACAGUUGAACGAUGUUAAAAAAAUAACACCAUUUACUUCUAUGCAAUGACUAAGAUCAAUUUUACAAUUAUUGCUAUGCAAAUGCUUUUCCUACAUUGUCACUGCUAUGAAAAAGUGAUGUGCACUAACUAGCAAUAUUCCAAGAUAUGAUGAUGUAACCUCGGAAUGACGUAACACGUGCUACCCACAUGGGAUGCACGGGAGGCUCUGCACGUCCCCAGUGACAUAUAAACUCUUCAGGGCUUUCAGCAGUUGACAAUGAUGCAAAAAAUGAUAGUAUGAGCAAAACCUUUGUACUGUACUGUACUGUACAAUAUACAGUAACUAAUAUUUAAGGUUACUUUAAUGAUGAUGAUUUAACCUACAGAUAACUGAGUCUAUUGUAUAAAGAAAAUACUAAAGCAGUGAGUCCCUG
Molecule: messenger RNA, 2778 nt
Organism: Homarus americanus (American lobster)
Lineage: Eukaryota; Metazoa; Arthropoda; Malacostraca; Decapoda; Nephropidae
Biological process (GO): apoptotic DNA fragmentation
Cellular component (GO): mitochondrial inner membrane; nucleus
Molecular function (GO): single-stranded DNA endonuclease activity; RNA endonuclease activity; nucleic acid binding
Source: RefSeq, a predicted model, not a curated record